GUGCGAACAGCAGACAUCCUUCUUGAUUCCGUGCCGGGCGAUAUUAUAAUACAAAAAGCAACAGAUGAUAACAUUUGCUCCGCUAAUGUUGGGCUGGCGCCACCACAACCCUUAAUAUCUUUCGCACCUAAUACCAUACCAGCUAUUCCACUCCCAUCGCUGCAAGACCAAGCCCCACAUGCAUCUCAAUCCCUUCUCCAGCCAGACCUAACCAAUCCCACAAACCCAUCGAAUAAGGAAAUGCCACAGCCGACAUGCAAACACCAACGCUAUGCAAAUCCCCAACCCACAAACCACAAAUCGCAAUCUGAUCUAUACCAACCCUUUGCAUCUCGCUCCACUCGCAGUCUAUACAUGUAUGCAAACAGGAGUGGUAAGUGGAUCCGGUUCCCAGAUGAAUAGAUCCAUAUGCAUGAAGCUCCAAAAUACACUGCAAUAUCACACACAAGCAAACCGCGCUCUCAAAGCCAAUCCAGAACCCGAUUCAAUCUCGUCUUCAAUUUCUUACACUUUUUGUCAUCAUUAUCAUCGCCUCUUCCAUCGCUCCCACUGCCAUCACAAUCGUUCGGUUUAUGAUCUAGUUUGCUGUCGACAUUGCCGUCACCGCCAGAAUGCUUGCCGUCCUCUCCAUUAGGCCUGGGAAUGUGAAGUAAGCACCAAGGAAACAGA
This is a messenger RNA of Lindgomyces ingoldianus, 669 nucleotides long. RefSeq lists its product as uncharacterized. Bases 272 to 634 code for a protein of 120 amino acids. The record is from RefSeq and is a predicted model, not a curated record. The transcript has a single exon. Lineage: Eukaryota; Fungi; Ascomycota; Dothideomycetes; Pleosporales; Lindgomycetaceae.